Oryza sativa Japonica Group (Japanese rice) is the source of this 1735-nucleotide messenger RNA. Its product is annotated as ruvB-like protein 1. Gene Ontology annotation, biological process: chromatin remodeling; regulation of transcription by RNA polymerase II; box C/D snoRNP assembly. Gene Ontology annotation, molecular function: ATP binding; DNA helicase activity; ATP hydrolysis activity. The record is from RefSeq and is a predicted model, not a curated record. Gene Ontology annotation, cellular component: Ino80 complex; R2TP complex; NuA4 histone acetyltransferase complex. NCBI's taxonomy places the organism in Eukaryota, Viridiplantae, Streptophyta, Magnoliopsida, Poales, Poaceae.
GGGAUAAAACCUCUUCAGCUGCGCUCUGCCCCGCAGCGCUCCCCGCCGUUCCCAAAUUUGUUGCGGCGGGAGAGGGUCGGAGAGACAAGCAGCGGCGGCGGCGGCGCGUGCUCGGCGGCGGCGAUGAGGAUCGAGGAGGUGCAGUCGGCGGCGAAGAAGCAGCGCAUCGCCACCCACACCCACAUCAAGGGCCUCGGCCUCGACGCCAAUGGGGCGGCGAUAGGGCUGGCUUCGGGGUUCGUGGGGCAGGCGGCGGCGCGGGAGGCGGCCGGCCUGGUGGUCGACAUGAUCCGCCAGAAGAAGAUGGCCGGCCGCGCGCUGCUCCUCGCCGGCCCGCCCGCCACCGGCAAGACGGCCCUCGCUCUCGGCAUCUCUCAGGAGCUAGGUAGUAAGGUCCCCUUCUGUCCUAUGGUGGGAUCAGAAGUGUAUUCCUCAGAGGUCAAGAAAACUGAGGUGCUGAUGGAAAAUUUCCGUCGAGCUAUAGGCUUGCGUAUAAAAGAAAAUAAAGAGGUUUAUGAAGGAGAGGUUACUGAACUUUCGCCAGAAGAAGCUGAGAGUACAACAAGUGGAUAUGGAAAAAGCAUUAGCCAUGUAAUCAUAGGUCUGAAGACUGUAAAAGGGACUAAGCAGCUGAAGUUAGAUCCUACAAUUUACGAUGCUUUAAUAAAGGAAAAGGUGGCAGUGGGUGAUGUUAUAUACAUUGAAGCUAAUAGUGGUGCAGUGAAAAGAGUUGGUAGAUGUGAUUCUUUUGCUACAGAAUACGAUCUUGAAGCUGAGGAGUAUGUUCCGAUUCCCAAAGGAGAGGUCCAUAAGAAAAAGGAAAUAGUGCAGGAUGUUACACUUCAUGACCUUGACGCUGCAAAUGCUCAACCACAAGGAGGCCAAGAUAUUUUGUCCCUUAUGGGGCAAAUGAUGAAGCCACGAAAGACUGAAAUCACUGACAAGCUUCGGCAAGAAAUCAAUAAGGUGGUCAACAGAUAUAUUGAUGAAGGAAUUGCAGAGCUUGUACCUGGUGUUCUGUUCAUUGAUGAGGUCCACAUGCUAGAUAUUGAAUGCUUCUCUUAUCUUAAUCGUGCUCUGGAGAGCCCAUUAUCACCAAUUGUGAUACUUGCGACAAAUAGAGGAAUAUGUAAUGUAAGAGGAACUGAUAUGACAAGUCCGCAUGGUAUACCAGUUGAUCUUCUAGAUCGAUUGGUGAUUAUUCGAACAGAAACAUACGGUCCCACUGAGAUGAUCCAGAUUCUUGCUAUUAGAGCACAGGUAGAAGAGAUUGAGAUCGAUGAAGAAAGUCUUGCAUUUUUAGGAGAGAUCGGACAACAGACAUCUUUGAGGCAUGCUAUUCAGCUGCUAUCACCUGCCAGCGUAGUUGCAAAGGCUAAUGGGAGAGAAAAGAUCAGCAAGGCCGAUCUUGAGGAAGUCAGUGGUCUGUACUUGGAUGCUAAAUCGUCGGCGCGUCUCCUUCAGGAGCAGCAGGAAAGAUACAUCACCUAAGAUCUCUUGCUGUACGACGAUGUAUUUGUCCUUAGUCAUUCCGCUGGAUCUCUGAUAACUUGGUACUAAAGUGCGAAGACUUCUUUAGGGCACUGGAUUGAUUUAUGCGGAAAUGUAGAAUCCGAACUCUGUACUCCCGCCAACCUCUAGAGGAAAACUUGAUUUCGGCAUAUUGCUUGUUCACAUUACUCCUUGCUGAGUAGAUUGCAUAUGAAUUAUCGUGUAUUUUGGUUUCCCAUGCUAA